Molecule: messenger RNA, 396 nt
Organism: Akanthomyces muscarius
Lineage: Eukaryota; Fungi; Ascomycota; Sordariomycetes; Hypocreales; Cordycipitaceae
Exons: 3
Coding region: 1-396 (131 amino acids)
Source: RefSeq, a predicted model, not a curated record
AUGGGCAAUAUUGCUUGUCGCAUGACCGAAGCCAAUGCUUUUGCCGGGACGCCACGGCGGUGUGCUCCUAAGCAGCCCCGUGGAGUCGUGUGUCGUGGAUGGCUGCUGACGGUGUGGGCUCUGCCCAAGGCUGAUGCAAGUGGUCAGAUUCAAGAAUCGGUUCACGAGGCUGGCCAGUCUUUGCUCAUUGUUCCUUUUUGCGUUCCGGAUCUGUCAUCACUUUUUCAACUAGUUCGAUUCCGCACACCUUAUUUCUGCUUAUGGUGUUUCCGUUCCGUCUACCCUCCUCGCGAGGCUACCAAUAGCGGAGACAGCGAGAAUGACGCAGAAACAGACAGAGCACGCGCGCAAGCGAAUAAGACGGCAAGACAGUACACAACAAGAACCUACCACUGA